GAGUGGCCUUGUGGGCUAGUCACGGAGGCGCUAUGCCUGAAAUUCUGUCAGGCUGGAGGAUGUUACUCGGGGAGGGGCCAUCCAAGGCCGGCUUAGAAGGUGCCUGCAAGAGCCCGGCACAGGCUUGUAAUAGCAGCAGUCAGGAGGCUGAGGCAGGAGGAUUGCUGCGAAUUCGAGGCCAGCCUGAGAUACAUAGUGAGUCUCUGUCUCCAACAGCAACAACAGCACCACCAUCAUCAUGGAAGAAGCCAUCAUCCAUCUACAUGAGGCAGAUUACGCAGUGACCGAGAGCCGCGGUGGUGUGGACGGCGUGCAGAGGUUCUCCUCGCUGCCCGCCUACCUCCCUGCUGACUUCCGCGUCGUGGGUGCCGACCAGGCCUUCUUCCUGAAGGAAGCUGACCAGGACCUCACACGGAACUCCAGUCUGCAGGCCCGGGCCGAGCCGCUGUUCGUCUACCGAGCCGGCGCACCGCCGGCCGUCAAUGCCAGCUACGGCCCGUUCUGGGCAGAGCAGGUGGUCCCCGCCGAGCUCCUGCUGAUGCCUGCACGUUUCGGGAGGCUGGAGAAGUUCCCCUUCAACUGGAAGCUGAAGUCCCACAUCCUGGACAGCUCCAUCUACUCCAACAGGCCCAAGGUGCAGACCCUGUUCUACAUCAGCGGCAUGGGCUGGGACGACGGCGACCCCGGCCAGCAGCUCCCCUGCGUCAAGAUGUUCGCCUUCCCGGAGGCCAGGGAGGUGGCGGCCAGCUGCAGGCUGCAGGGCGCCCCGGGGCUGUGCGUGGCAGAGCUGGAGCUGCUGCCCGAGUGGUUCAGCUCGGGGCUGGACCUGGAGCCGGAGGAGGAGAUCCCAGCCCUCCUGGGGGGCACCGCCAUGGAGCUCUUCUUCUCGCUCUACCCUGCGGACGAGGCUGGCGGGUGCCCGCUGGAGGACCAGGGCAGGUGGGAGAACAACAUCCACUCAGGCCACGAGGGGCCCCUGCCUGCGGCCCCUGCCCGCGAGCGCAUCGGCAGCGUGGUGGUUUACCCCACACAGGACGACCUGCGCUGGUCCCUGCUGAGCCUGGACCACAACAUUGCUCUCUCCGUCCCCCUGAACCUCAUCCGCGAAGGCGACGCGGCCACCUUCCUGGUCUCCCUGGCGAGCGGCUCUGCGUCAGACCAGUUCACUCUUCGAAUCAAGGCGGCGGCAGGCGUGAAGAUCACAGCGGUGAGGGUCAGCAGUGAGGGCCAGUGGGCCGUGCAGGAGGAGAUCGAGCAUGGCGACACCCAGACCACUGCCGCCCUGGCCUGCGUGGGCCGCCACCCCGACACCCAGAGCAGACCCAACGGCUCCUUCUACGAGAUCCUGCAAGUGGACUUUGGAAUGGACAACAGCAGUGGCCUGGCCGGGGCCCAGCAGAUCACCUGGCAGGUCGAGUACCCCGCCGAGGACUCCACGAGUGAGCUGGUGGUCUCCGAGAUCUUCGUCAGCCGGACGACCUUCGUGGGCAUCGUCCCUCUCGUAAGGGACACUGAAGUUUUGAACACGGCCAUUCUCACCGGAAAGCCUGUGACCGUCCCUGUCAAGGUCGUCGGGGUUCAGGAGGACGGCUCUGUGGUCCACGUGGUGGAGGCUGUGGAGUGCAGGUCGGCUGACGAAGACGUGGUGAAGGUCUCCAACACCUGUGACUCCAUUUUCGUGAACGGGAAGGAGAUGAAGAGCAAAGUGGACACGGUCGUGAACUUCACGCAUCAGCAUUUCACCACCCAGGUGGAGGUGACCGUCUGGGCGCCCCGGCUGCCCCUGCAGAUUGAAAUCUCCGACACAGAGCUGAGCCAGAUCAAGGGCUGGAGGAUCCCGGUGGCCUCCAACAGAAGGCCGACCCGGGAGAGUGAGGAUGAGGAGGAGGAGGAGCGGAAGGGCCGGGGCUGCUCCCUGCAGUACCAGCAUGCCCUGGUACGCGUCCUCACCCAGUUCGUGGCCGAAGUGCCAGACGCGGGCCGGCUGACCUACAUGCUGGGCCCCGACUGGCAGUUUGACAUCACCGACCUGGUCGCUGAUUUCAUGAAGGUGGAGGAGCCUAAGAUCGCCGAGUUACAGGACGGCAGGACGCUGGCAGGCCGGGAGCCAGGAAUAACCACUGUGCAGGUUCUGUCGCCACUCUCCGACACCAUCCUGGCUGAGAAGACCGUGCUCGUCCUGGAUGAGCGGGUCACCAUCGUGGAGCUGAGCGUGCAGCUGGUGGCUGGGUUGUCUCUUUCCCUGCAGCCUCACAGAGCAGACAAGAGGGUCAUCGUCUCCACAGCGGCUGCCCAGGAAGUCCUCCAAGCCCCACAGCAGGAAGCAAUAGUCAGUACUUGGCUUUUGUUCAGUGAUGGUUCGGUGACACCUCUAGACAUCUAUGAUCCCAAGGAUUUUUCCAUAACCGCGUCAUCGUUGGAUGAAAUGGUGGUGUCCGUCCAGCCAAACCUUCAGUCUAAGUGGCCGGUGGUGGCUGCAGAGGGGGAAGGACAAGGGCCGCUGGUGAAGUCAGAGAUGAUGAUUAGUGAACCUUGUCAGAAGACCAAGAGGAAGAGUGUUCUUGCCGUGGGUAGGGGAGAUGUCAAGGUCAAGUUUGAACCAAGCGUGGAUGGGCACCGAGGAGGCAGCAAUGACAUCGAAGGUGUAAACCGGGACUACCAAGACCGCCUCGGUAACUCCAUAGAGCGGGAAGGAAGCCGGGAGCGAGCCGUGCAGGAACGGUUCCAGCAUGGCGCGUCCGCUGGCCCGGAGGAAAGGACCAACAAAAGCACAGCCCUGCAGGCUCCUGCGGGAGGCAGGGAAGGGAAGGUGCUCGGCAGUGGUGGCGCAGAUGCCUUCACCAGCUUCCCCACUCAGGGGAAGUCGCCGGGACCCAACAACCCCAGUGACCUUGCAAUGGCCUCGAGGGGCCUCACGGACCUGGAGAUCGGCAUGUACGCCCUGCUCUGCGUCUUCUGCCUGGCCAUCCUGGUCUUCCUGAUCAACUGCGUGGCGUUUGCCUGGAAGUACAGACACAAGAGGUUCGCGGUGAGCGAGCAGGGCAACAUCCCGCACUCCCACGACUGGGUCUGGCUGGGGAACGAGGUGGAGCUGCUGGAGAACCCGGUGGACGCGGCGCUGCCCUCCCAGGAGUGCACGACCGUGCUGGACCAGGGGCUGCAGUUCGAGGAGAGGAACUUCCUGCUGAACGGCGGCUCCCAGAAGACUUUCCACAGCCAGCUGCUCAGGCCUUCUGACUACGUCUACGAGACGGAGAUGCAAAAUGAGCCCGUGAGUUCUGCGGGCCCGAAGAGGAAGCGGGUGAAGUUCACGUCCUACACCACCAUCCUCCCGGAGGACGGCGGCCCGUACACCAACUCCAUCCUGUUCGACAGUGAUGACAACAUCAAGUGGGUCUGCCAGGAUAUGGGGCUGGGGGACUCGCAGGACUUUAGAGACUAUAUGGAAAGACUGCAGGACCAGAUGUGAGCUCCUUUUUUACGUUUGUAUUCACCUUUAUGCCUUCUGUUUUUGGGAUGGUGGAGCAGUGACUCGAUCAGCAAUAGGGAUGACUUAGCAGGGUUUACCUAGAGGAGGUCUGGCGGAUGUCCACCAAGGCAGGCCUCCGAGGCCUGGAGCCACGGCCGCCGGGCUUGACCAGGAAAUGCCUCUCACACAGCUGCACACAGGGCCUGGAGAAGUUCUGAGACAACGGUCCCUCUCCGGCCCACUCUGAGCUCGGUGCAAGUACAAUAAACCCGACCCUACAGAUACCGAGUCAUCUCAUGGCAACUGGCCACGUGGCGUGCAACCAGGAAGGAUCUGGGUGGUGAUUUUUCUACUCUUAGACCUUUUAAAGCACAGUGGAUGCUCAGAGCCUCUGGCCUGAGCUGAGACGUACGCGAGAGAUAACUGAAUGUAGCUUCCUUGUUUGUUAGGUCGCUCCUUGUUAUUUUUUUAUGUACAUUUGCACCCGCACACGUUCCUUUGUCCUCCGGAUUUUUUUUUUCUUUUUUGUGAAAUGUGAAGCAAAGAAAUUUCA
Messenger RNA from Fukomys damarensis (Damara mole-rat), 4022 nucleotides. RefSeq names its product transmembrane protein 132B. The coding region runs from base 239 to 3469 and encodes 1076 amino acids. The transcript is spliced from 10 exons. NCBI's taxonomy places the organism in Eukaryota, Metazoa, Chordata, Mammalia, Rodentia, Bathyergidae. The record is from RefSeq and is a predicted model, not a curated record.